Messenger RNA from Penicillium egyptiacum, 1119 nucleotides. The record is from the annotation of a GenBank genome assembly. Lineage: Eukaryota; Fungi; Ascomycota; Eurotiomycetes; Eurotiales; Aspergillaceae.
AUGCAAAGCGCAGGGUAUAUAAGCGAAGAGAGGACCCCGCCGACUCCCUCCUCCCUUCCACUCUAUCCUUCUUUUUUUCCCACAUCAAACAUCAACAUGGCAACCGAUCCGUAUCUCCAUCUGUUGGAAGUGCUUUCGACCUUUAACACCACUGAUAAAUAUCAACCAUUUGAAGUGAUCAAGACGACUUACAAAAGCGUCAAUGAAGGUCCUGACAUCAAUGCCGACAUCCUCAUCCCUCGGGCUAUACUGUCAAAGGAAGAACCCGCGAAAUGUGCAGUCAUGAUACGGAUCCACGGCGGAUUUUUGGUUACAGGUUCCAGUAGCUAUCCUGUUUGGUUCGCGAAUUGGACAUUGGAGUACGCCAUGUCAACAGGGGCAAUUAUCGUGGCCCCAGACUACCGUUUGCUGCCCGAAGUAUCCGGAAAAGAGAUAUUGGAAGACAUGCAUGAUUUUUGGCAUUGGGUGCACAGCCCACAAUUUGUUGAAGUAAUUAAUGCCGCUAGUGGCGGUUAUAUUCUUCCUGACCUUAACAGGGUCCUCGUGGUGGGGGAAAGCGCAGGGGGCUAUCUGGCUAUACAACUGGCACUGAGUUACCCAUCGGAAAUUUGUGCUGUAAUUGCAGCCUAUCCAGUUCUGGAUUUGGAAUCAAGGUUCUACACAGAGGCAUAUUCUAAACCUAUCCUUGGAGUGCCCAAUAUACCGAAUGAAAUUAUUGAAGAGCAUAUUUCAGCCUCAUCUGCUGUGGUUACUGCUGCAGAUCCGCCAGAUCGUCUCGAACUGGCAUUCUCGGUAUUCCAAAACGGUCGGUUGCUAGAGUUCCUCGGGUCAGAAGACUAUCUCUUCCCAAUGAACAGGGUUAAAACUCUCGCUUCCACCGGAACUCUGAAGCUGCCCCCAAGUUUCAUUUUCCAUGGAAAGCAGGACUCGGCCGUGCCGUUCGAGGGAUCUCAGAGGUUCUUCAAUUUAGUGCGAGAACAAGCACCCGAUGCAAUCAUUAAGUUUCACGGCCGAGAUGGUGAUCAUGGGUUUGACUUUGCGGCGACGUUGGAAACGGAUUGGUUGAAAGAGGGAUUGGAGGUCAUCUCAAAAGCUUGGCUCGGAAACAGCGCACUCUAA